This is a messenger RNA of Arabidopsis thaliana (thale cress), 2045 nucleotides long. Its product is annotated as alpha/beta-Hydrolases superfamily protein. The record is from RefSeq and is marked reviewed. The coding region runs from base 396 to 1859 and encodes 487 amino acids. NCBI's taxonomy places the organism in Eukaryota, Viridiplantae, Streptophyta, Magnoliopsida, Brassicales, Brassicaceae. The transcript is spliced from 9 exons.
CGUUUCCCGAAUUCUGAUUAGUUGAUUCUUCUUCCUCAAUCCGUUCUUCCCAAACUUGUUGCCGAUUUUUGGAUCCGGUCAUCAACUUUGUUGUUUAUUUGUCAUCAAUGCAAAAAUUGAGAGCGUCUGUGUUUUCACUUGCAUGUUAUCAAUUCCUAAUGUUGUUUGCCGUUUCAUUAACCGGAUUCGAGACUCUUCCCGCUGGAUUUCUUUUUUUCACGUCUUCUUUUCUAUUUUUUAUGGAUUUGGUAUUUUGACAUGUUAAGCAACCUUCGUUAAUCAGUUUAAAAUCGGUGCUUUCCGAAAUUUUUAGAAGAAACAUGGAAGCUUAAAAUUUUGAAAUUGCUAUUUGGAAAAGCUAUCAUUUCAUAGGCUUAGUCUUUAAAUUGAUCAAAAUGGGAGAAGCUGGUCAAUCCAGAGACGGAGAAUCUGUCACGCCUCUUGUUGGCGGUGGUAAUGGGGACAAUGCGGUUGCACCACAAGUGUUUAAUUCUUUACCAGCUCUUAAUGAAGCUGCUUCUUAUAUAACUCAAGCAACGUCUUACUUAGGGAGCUGUUUUUCUGACUAUUCAGUAGAAUAUGGUGGCAAGGAUACUAUUUCCCACCCCCAUGAGUUGUUACGAUCAACUUCCGGAGUUGACGGGAAUUCCCCAGUGAGUGUAUGCAUUUCGCCUGGUGAAAGGUUUUCAACUUCUUCAGAGGCAUCUACAUCUGAUGCCAACAGCCCGUCGAGGGAAUCUACAGAGAUUCUGCCACAGGCAACAAAUGCAAUAGUGACUUCGAAUCGGUUAAAUUUAAAUGGAAUUUCAAUGUUCCAAGGGCUCAUUGAGCGGGCACGGAGGACUGUUCGUGGCUCGGCAGAUGACAUAGGAUGGUUACAGCGUGCCCCGGAGAUGCCUCCUGUUGAAGAUGGAACUGAUAGGUUCAAUAAAAUUCUGGAAGACAUCGGGCAUGGUGUACACAGGCUUCCAAAUACAGUGGUGUACUUAUUGGUUCCAGGUCUUUUCAGCAAUCAUGGACCUCUAUAUUUUGUGGAUACGAAAACGAAAUUCUCAAAGAUGGGUUUGGCGUGUCAUAUUGCGAAGAUUCACAGCGAGUCCUCGGUUGAGAAAAAUGCGAGAGAGAUAAAGGAAUACAUAGAGGAACUCUGUUGGGGAUCUAAUAAGCGGGUUCUACUUCUUGGGCAUAGCAAAGGAGGCAUAGAUGCAGCUGCUGCUUUAUCACUAUACUGGCCUGAACUAAAGGAUAAGGUCGCUGGGUUGGUACUGGCGCAGAGUCCAUAUGGUGGAAGCCCAAUAGCUACAGAUAUCCUCCGUGAAGGACAACUAGGUGAUUACGUCAAUUUGAGAAAGAUGAUGGAGAUUCUAAUCUCCAAAGUCAUAAAGGGUGACAUUCAAGCAUUGGAAGAUUUAACAUACGAGAGAAGAAAAGAAUUCUUGAAGAAUCAUCCGCUUCCCCGAGAACUCCCCACGGUUUCAUUCCGCACAGAAGCUAGCAUUAGCCCAGCGGUUCUAUCCACUUUAUCACACGUAGCACACGCUGAACUUCCUCUGACAAACCAAGCCGCAAAACUGCCAGUGGUAAUGCCACUUGGUGCUGCAAUGGCUGCUUGCGCUCAGCUACUUCAAGUCAGAUACGGUGAAAAGAGUGACGGGCUAGUGACUUGCUGUGACGCAGAGGUUCCUGGUUCUGUGGUUGUUAGACCCAAACGUAAACUAGACCAUGCCUGGAUGGUGUACUCUUCCUUGAACGAGGUUCCUUUAGAAGCUGAUGCUGCUCAAGUUUGUGAAGCGCUCUUAACUUUGCUUGUCCAAGUUGAGCAAGAGAGGCAACAAAAACUCGCAACAAAAAUCGAUUGAUAAACCAAAUUGUUUUAUUUCUACUUUCGUCUUGAGACUUCAAAUUACUGUAUUUGUUUCUAUCUUUUUGUUUUAUUUCUUACUAAUUUACUAUCAGGUUUGAAUCACACGAUAACAAAAAAAUUAUUACAAACGGUAGAUUUUAUAUUUAUAAGACUACUUAAUUUGCUUCUUUUUUUUUCUUUU